AUGGAUAAAAAUAAGAGUCAUAUUGGAAUACCAAUUGAAAUACCAAUUCCAGCUGAUAAAAAUUAUUUAAUAAAAGAAUCGGAAUUAUUUACAAAAUAUGCGGCAGUUAGUCAGGAUGAUUCAUUUAUAGUUAUCUUUGAUACAAAUAAUGAUGAUUUAUUCGAUUUACGAAUGUAUAAAAUUAUAACUAAUGAAGAUACAAAAAAGAAGGAAUUAUCUGAAGGACAUUCUGAAUCAUUUACAUUUACCGAUAUUGAAGACCAAGAAAUGAUGAGAUCGAGUCAUUUUUUAAAUUGGUCUGUCACUGUGUCAAAUGUACAUCAAGAAAAAUUUAGAUUGAUCGCUAUAUCUUGCAUAGGCCAAGACGAUAUGCAAAAUCUGUCAGGUUCAAAUAGAUGUGGUUUUACCAAAAUAUGGAUGAUCGAAAAUGACUUUGAUAUAAAGAGGUGUAAUAUAGAAAUAGAAAGUGGUGGAAUAAUCCAUCUUCUUUCUGAAGCCGAUGAAUUCAUACUUAUUUUGUUAAAAGGAAAUGGAAUAUAUAAACAUCGUUUAUUGUAUUCAUUAGUUUCCAAGAAAUUCCAACAUGAGAUUUUAGUAUUAAAUUAUCCGGAAAGGAUAAUUAAUGCUUUAAGUUAUAAUUGUAGUGACUCAAUUAUUAAACACACGAUAAUACCAUCAAGUGAGAUAAUACGAAAAUAUCUUUUGAGAUGCUUAAGCAGUCAUUACUUAUUGGUAGACACAUCCGAGAGGGAUCCAAACAAAAAUAUAGAACUUUACGAUUUAAGAACUAAUCAAUUAAUGAAUGUUUUUAAAAGAUAUAAAAUUGGUUUAUCAAUCUUGGAUCGUGAAAAACCUGGGGCUUUUGCGAUAUCUAAUGAUGAAAAGCUAUUAGCGUACGUAUCUGGAAAUGAAAUUAAAAUUUAUUUGAUAGAAAAUGGUCUAGAAUUAUCAUCUUUAUCAUGUAAAAAAGGUGGCAUGCAUAAUGUUGAAUUUAUGAGAUUUGUCUUUAAUAAUGAAAAGUUAUUAAUAUUCAAAAAAAACAGAACGGUAGCAGUCUGGGAUAUUUUUAAUUCUGUCAGAGGAUUUAUUGAAUUUAUACCUUUUGAAAAAGAUAUAUAUUCAUGUUUGGCUAAGCGUAUGACAAGAAUAGUUAUUGAACCUAUAUUAGAAAAUGAACCUUUUAUAAUCCUUAAUAUAAGACCAUUUUUUGAUAUAAAUCAAAUUGUUUGGGAUAAAUUGAAUCUGAAUAAACAUUUGAAAGAAUCAGGCCUUAAUUCAGAUUGGAAAGAACUAGAUCCUUCUAAAUUGAAUAUGAUAAUAAUGAUAGAAAAAAAACUUAUUACUGAUGGUAAACAGCGGCUUCAAUUUCCAAGAUAUGUUAUCUACCUUGAUGUAGAAAAACAAACGAGACUUCUCAUAGGAUACAAUAGUAUACAAGUUUGGCGUGGCAAAAAACUUGAAUUCAUUCGCAUCGUUAAUGAUGACCCGAAAGCACCUGAAGAACCUCAUGAAAAGUUCCAAGUUACUAAAAUUAGAUAUGCUCUACAAAAAUUUGAUCUUUUAAUUAGUUUAGAAGAAGGAAAAGAAAUUCAAAUAAAAAUAGAACAUGAAGAUGAUAUUAUCCAAAUAGUAAGGGAUGCAAUUAAGGCCCUUGUAUAUUUUGAUAGUCAAAGCAAAUCCGUUAAUAUUGCUUUUGACGUCAAGCGUUCAAUAUUUAAUGAAAUAGUACAUCAAACACGAAAUAUUAUUACAAGAUUUAUUACUUUAUAUUCGAAUCUUUGGAGGUUAAUAGAUUUUCGUUAUAGGCUAAUGACAGAAUUUAUUAAUAUAAGAGAUUUUUCACUUAUAGCUCGUAUUCUAUUUAACAAAAAAAAUGCUUCCGAAAAAUAUAUUUCACAAAUCCUUUCUAUGGUCUUAAAUAAUAACGAAAGUGAAAUCAAAACUAAAUUAGAAAAUAUUAUUUCUAGACAUUCUUCAAAAGCUCUUAACAAAGAUGAAGAACGUCCUCUCCACUCGUGGCAAGUUCCAUUAAAACAUAUUUUGCUUGACAAAGAAUCGAAUAUCGACGUAACAAUGCUUGCACUUUUCCUAGAAUAUUAUUCCAACAAUGCUAUGGAUAACAUUGGAUGGAUGAACUCGGUGUCCGAAAUCAUAUCAGAAUUGUACGAAAGGAAAUAUGGGUUGUACAUCCAAGAGUUUUUAUUCAAGCCUUGUUUUGGCAACAAAGAGUUAGACUUUUCUAGUUUUAAGUUUCAUGAGAUUAAGAAACAUUCCGAAGAUUCUUUAAAAGUUUUUAUUCCCAUAACGCAACUCAUUCCUCGUGAUACCGAUUUAAAUCUUAUAAAUAUCAGCGAUGAUGAAAUUCCUCAUAUUAAAAUGAUACCUUUUAUUGAUUUUACAACGAACAAAGAAAAUCAAUCGACUCCAAGCAAGUUCAAGAAGAUUAUUACUAAGCUUUUUCUGCCUGGGAAAUCUUCAUCCAUUAAAAAUGAGGAUUAUAGCCCUUUUAUUCGUAUUAUAAAUCUAGUAAAAAAGGAUGAUCCAUUUUAUGAAAACCCUUCAAUGGAGGCGAUCACAAAUAUAAUAUUUAUUCUCCUUGGAUAUAUUCAAUUAAGUGAAGAAUCGGAUAAUCCUUUUGCCAAUCCAUUAAGCUCUAUAUUGGCAGCCUUUUAUUGGGACUCAACUAUAUUUGAUUUUUGGAAUUUUUGGCCUCUGACUAUAAUUAAUGUUAUUUUUGGAUUUCUUAUUGUAAUCGUACUAGAAGAUAUAAUUAUUUCAUUUAUGGGAUCAUUUAUGGGACGUAGUGUUCUUCAGAUUCGAAAUGCUUUUAUUUAUAAUUAUGCAUUUUUAGAAGGUUCAUCUUUAAGUUCUGAAAUGAAUAUUUAUGACUUCAAAUUUAAAGACAAAUUUAAAAUAAGAUAUAUAUGUUUUUUGGAUGAACAGUUAUUAACAGGAGCAUGGAAUGAGAAAUCUAUAGAACUUGAUUCAGAAAGCUUGGUAAAACUAGAAAAAAAUAUGGAUUAG
Dentiscutata erythropus is the source of this 3024-nucleotide messenger RNA. The record is from the annotation of a GenBank genome assembly. Lineage: Eukaryota; Fungi; Glomeromycota; Glomeromycetes; Diversisporales; Gigasporaceae.